This is a messenger RNA of Spodoptera frugiperda (fall armyworm), 4145 nucleotides long. RefSeq lists its product as uncharacterized. The coding region runs from base 560 to 1396 and encodes 278 amino acids. NCBI's taxonomy places the organism in Eukaryota, Metazoa, Arthropoda, Insecta, Lepidoptera, Noctuidae. The record is from RefSeq and is a predicted model, not a curated record. The transcript is spliced from 6 exons.
AACCCUAACAGAAUAAUUAAUAGUUACCAAACAAACUAUUAGCUAUGUAAAGUGUUUUAUCACAUUAAUUAAUGCCGCUGGUGAUACACUACACAGUGUAGUGUACCUCUACAUUACUGCAUGUAUUUGGCCUGAGUCACACGUGUGCACCCAAAUAAUUAUUAUUCGUUGAACUCACGCCACCCCACUCACUGCGUGUAAGCUCACAGAAAAAAGUGCACGCUUUAUAUUUAAUCAAAAAUUGCAAAAAUAUUAAUCAUCGCCACGCAAACCCUUGGUAUUGGUAGUACGUUGUUAGCGCGGCGCAUGCGCUAGACAGUUCAGUGGCGACCAGUUUUAAAUUUAGAUUCGUGUCGCCGGAAUUUCGCUGUCCUAUUUAGACACCGCAAACGGCAGAUUUUAACUGAAUUCAAAGGUACAAUUGUUAUUGAUGUUCAUUUAAAUUAUUCGAGUCAGUGAUUUAUCAGUGAUGCUUGGAUGUGGAGUGAAGUGAAGUGAGAGCUGUCACCGUAGUGUGCGCGUGGUUGUGAGAACAGAUUGCUGACUGUACUGCACCAACAUGUUCGGGAGAACAAUCCUAGUGUUGUUGUUAUUGUGGACGCAAGAUGCAGUCAAGAGUUUGCGUCUCGUGGAACUCCGUGUACCAACACAUGAGCCCGAAGGCGGUAUGGCUCUUCUUGGCUGCCAGUACGACCUAGAAGGGGACACCCUGUAUUCUGUCAAAUGGUACAAAGAUGGCCGCGAGUUCUACCGCUUCGUGCCCAAAAAUGAUCCCCCUGUAUAUUACUUUCAAGCUCCGGGAGUAAACGUUGAAAUAGGACGUUCUUCAAACACCGUGGUGGCGCUAGUAAACCUCACGCAGGAGUCUGCAGGACAUUACCGCUGCGAAGUGUCCGGAGAAGCACCCUCAUUCGCUACUGUAUUCAGACAAAAAUACAUCAACAUACAUUUACUUCCGAAAGGCGGACCCCGAGUUAUUGGUCUCAAAGAGCAGUACAAUUUAGACGACCUUGUAGUGGCGAACUGCACGCUGCCACCUUCUCGUCCAAAGGCGCAUUUAAAAUGGCUCAUCAACGACAGGCCUGCACCCUCCUCUUACAUUCUGGGACCCUGGUACCGAGUGUCAGCCGAACGACCUGAUGCUGCCGAAACUAUUCUGCAGUUAAGCUUCUUCGCAACCACUUCUGAUUUUGUUAACGGUGCCAUCAAAUUAAAAUGCCAGGCUACGAUUGCACCGCUCUACCAAAGAGAGACGGAGUCCACCCAUUAUAUAUCUCUACCUUUUUCUAUGGCCGCCCAUCCACCUGAGGCAAAGGAAAUCCGAGACAUCGCCUCGUCGGUGGAAAAUACGUUAGCAACUUUAAUUGUACCAUUAAUGAUGUUAAUAUUAAUGUAAUAGUACCGUGAUAUCAGUGUUUAGUGUAGGUGGCCAGACAUGUGUAUAAAAGGUUUUAUAUUAUUUGUUUGACAAAUCUUUCAUGGAUCACAUUUCGAGUGUUUUGUGGUGGGACGUGGUGAAUACAAUGUGGAACGUUUUAGAUACGGUUAAGCAAUUCUUUAGAAGUUCACAAAACUUGAACAUCAGGAAACAUACGUGUUGGUUAGUUGUAGGCACAUACACAUGUAUAUAUCCGUGUACAACUAACUAGGGAAGUUGGUCCUACUACGAAGCAAAGCGCUCGCAAUCUUGAAUAGUUUCGUUUCGGAACGUUACAAUUAUACUACCUUCGUGAGUUGUACGCAUUAUACUGACGAGAAUUUCUCUACACACGUUCAAUGGACUGUAUCGCCUGUUCGCCUAUCACUUUAGCGACAUAUUUUUAUUACAAUUUCUACCUUACAUCUAAAUAAUAAAGUACAUAAUUAAUAUGAGUUGCGUCUGAAAUAUGUCUCUAAGGAAGUAUGCAUGUUUGUUAUACCAAAGUUUGAUUUCCGAAUCGGACAAAUUGUUAUAGGGUUUUUUUUAGUAAUAGCAUGUAAUCUAGAACAUUGUCUUGGAUCCUAUAUAUAUGGCAAUAGGCUUACCCUCGUUAUACUUAUAACAUAACAGAAGAACUGUGUAUAUUCCAUUGUAUACGUAAGUGUAUACCUCUGUCCACCCCUUCGAGAAUUAAGAGGCGUGAGGUAGAAGUGCAACAAAUAAUAAAGCAAACUUCACUAUGAAGUUUUAUAAAUAGCUGUAUAAGUUAUUUUUUCCGAGUUGACGUAUAAAGUGCGGUUGUGGCCAGAAAGACAAAUUGCGGGGUUGAUGUUUUUUAUUUCCUUCCCAAUAAAAAGUAAGCGCCAAGCAAAAAUAUUUUCGACCUCUCCGUUGAAAUGCAGUUUUCGGUAGCGAAUACGAAAAAUCUUUGGAUACAUUUUGACGUUGCUGCUUUUAAUAAAAUACUAGUUUUUGUUGGCUAUUUUAUUUCACUAAAAUAUCUUUAUAACACUAUGUAGAUUCUAUAAUUAUUUAUGUCAGCAAACUCCUAAACAGCUAAACCGAUAAGGAUGAAAUAUGUCGUAUGCCUACUUUGAAGAUGAUUUGAGAGCUCCAUGCUAUAUAAGGCCUUGUCAAUUAAGUUACAAAUUAAUUAAAACAUUUAAAACCACUUUAAUUAUAUGGUAAAAAAUGUACACUGGCCAUAAAUAAUCGUCAAUAUUUUACCUACACAUUUUUGGCUACCAUCCAAAAGAAAAAAUUAAAUAAAGACGUAAGAUAUUUUUCGAUGUAGAUUUUAAAUACGUACUUACUCACUAAGUACUAUGUAUAACAUAGCGUUGGUAUAUAAUUUUAUUCAUAUGUUUAGAGCAUAAUAAUUGUUAUUGUAUGGCUUUAAUUUGUAUCCGUGAAAUAUUAAGAAGAGCUUGAAGUUAUGUAGAUUUAGUAUUGAAUGUAAGUCUAGUGGUCUAUUGAGCAACGCUCCCUAAAAUCUCCUUAGUCCGUCCCAGGGCGUAAAAUUGUAAUUGGAAAUUAUUCCGAUAUUCAAGGUUAUUAGUGAUAAUGCGAAGUUAAUUAACACAUUAAACGCCAUAGGGGCAAAAGUGACCGGCGCUAGCGGAGGAUUUGCCUUCAACAGAUUUUUGUUGGCAGUCAGUCUAAACGAUAUUUGUUGGGAAGAACAUGAAGAAAGAAAAUAGAAGUGUCGUCUUUAAGUUAUGCACCGACCAAAGUUUAUAGAUAGAAUAAUGCUUAAAAAACUUCAAAAAUAGGGUGAGAUUUGAUAGAUUGAGAACAUUUUAUGUUGUGGUAUAUCAACAGUAGCUUUAGGGUCGGCUCAAAUCUGACGUAACAUGCGUCGCGUAUUAUCGGUCACGUAACGCCCGAACAGACAAACGUAUAGAAAAGUACUUGACCGUUCACACUCAACCAAUGAUACGUUAGUGCAACCGAUGAUACGCUCGACGUAUUUUACGUCAGAUAUGAACCGACCCUUAAUUUCUAUUUGGUACAGCAGAUCUGUGCUCUUUUUAUUGCCAGUCAACAAAAUGCUCUGGUUUAACAUUUCUAAUUAACAUGACCAUGAUUUAUAUUUAGACCCAAACAUUAUAUUAUUAAAAUAUGAAAAAAAUCAACGAAACAAAUUCAGUCGUCAAUGCGACUUGUAACAAUUAUUGGCGGGCUUGUAGAUAAUGUGUUGAAGUCAAAAUAAAAAUGGUUACGGUGAUUGGUAACGUCCAAAUAAUAAGGAACAAUUUGUUAAAUGACAAUAAAAAAGAGGACAGAUCUGCUGUAUCAAAUAUAUAUUAAAGCUACUCGUGAUAUGGUCACGGUAAUUAGAAACAAAAAAUGUCAAACUGGACAAUAGGAGAAAUGUCGAACAAAAAUGUCUAAUGCUUUAACUAGAGCAUGAGAAGCAAUGAGUUCAAGUUUCAAACUCCUUUACAUAUACCAAAACAAACACAUUUCAAAUCUCAUCCUUAUCUUCCACUUUUAAUUUAUCCAUUUUAUUUAUAUUUUCUUUUCGUGAUACACUGAUGCAUUCGAAUCGAAUAAUUGUAUGGUUUUAUAUGUAUAAAUUAAAAAUAUUAUUUUCUUGAUUACUUUUUAUAAUAUUAAUGUGUAAUACCAUACUAAUUAGAAAGGUUGUGAUAGCGAUAUGACUGCUUUGCAUGACAACGAUUGUACUUUAUAAAUAAAGGAAAUAUAGUGAGUUAUAAUAAAA